CGCGAGGCGCGAGCAGGAAGAAGGGGGAGCGCGAGUGCGGGGCUGCGGGCCGUGCGGGGCAGAGCGGGAGAGGCGCGGCUGGGAGGGCCCGAGGGCCAUGGCCCUGAGCAGGAGGGAAGCAUUCAUACAGAAAGUAUUGAAAAGACUCUACCCUGAAACUUCAUCUUCUUCUGUGCAUACUUCAAGUAGAGAAGAGAAGGCACCUUGCAGAAAUCUGGGCUCAAAAUCUGAAGAAAAGAAUUUGGAUAAUGUUCAGACUUCAUCAGCAGAUGCUAACGUAUCAACUGAUACACCCUGCAAAUCAUUUCAAGGCGCUGACAAUAGAGUUCUGUCUUCAAGGAAAAUGUACACGGUGAAUCUUCCCCCAGAGGGUUACGUUGCAAUUACUACAGAUGCUAAUAGUAAUUCAGUUUCUGAAAACUCAAGCCAUAGUGCUGACUCAACAGAUGAGGAGUACCAAGGACAAACCAAAAGAAAGCGCAUUCGAAGGAAGAAACAAAAGAACAGCUUGCAGAACUCUAAUAAUUUACAUGGAGAACAAACAGAAUCUGGAAUGCAAGAGACUCUUGUUCAAGAUAAUAUACAGCUGCAGCAGACAGACAGUCCCAAAAUAAGCAAAAACAAGAAGAGGAAACUGAAAAAGAAGCGACAGAAAGAAAAGAGGAGAGCAGCUGGCUUGGUAACAAAAACCACCAGUGUGGACUUUACAUAUCAGCCCGACAAAAGCAACAGAGAAGAAGCAGCAGGCUUAAAAGACAUAGAUGAAAAGGCAGAUAGCAUUUUGGACUUCCUGCAGGCAACACAACAAAUUUAUUUUACUGACAGAAAAUCAAAAUGCAUGGAUUCUGCUGUGAAUUCAGCAACUACCCAAGAGCUUUUACAGUGUCUUGAAUUCCAUACCAUCUCUUCCUCAGAUCUGACUCUGCUACAUCGGCUGAAAUCCCUCAUAUUGCUACAGGAUGUUGAGAGAUUGAAAGAUGCUUUGAAACAAUUCCAAGAACAAUCCAUGAUGCCUCCUGAUCAUACCAAGAUAGUCAUUUCUCUGUUUCACUACUGGAUUACAGAUAUCCUUCCUGUGAAGAACAGGAAAUAAAGCCUUGCCUGUGUCCAUAUGCCCAGGAUUAAAAUUUAAUAUACAAACUCUUAAGCAAGUAUCAGUUGUUCAGGAAGAGCAGUGUCAAUAUGCAUUCUAUACCUUCAGGUAAAUGAAUUAUUGUUCUGUAUUACAAACUCAAGAAGGCAACAAACAUGGUAUAAACUACAUGUGGUUUUUUGUAUUUUGUGGUUCAAGAAUAUUCAUAUGCUGUAUGGCCUGAGUCUUCAGCUGGAUUGGUAUGUAUCACUUUAGGAUGAGAGAUUUUUAUGGAAUGAUAAAGUCUGUAUCAAGCAUUUUGUUUAAGAAGUAUUUUUGUUGUUGUUUAUAAAUCGAUGGUACCUUUCUGGAAGUUUAAUUUCUUGACUUUUCUUGUUUAUCUGACAUAAUCUGCUUACCUGAAAAACAGAGAUAUAUUUUUAUAUUUAAAUCUAAGCAACAGUACAUUUGAGAAGUGUAUUUCUGCUGACUAAACAACUGAAUUGUGGAAAUACAUACAUAUCUACAUGUGGGUCAUGUAGGUACUGUUUGGAGCUAUGCAGAAACUUUGAUGGUAUUUUUAGAACUAUUUCAUGACCCAGCCUGGUACAAUUUUUGGGCUUCACUGACUGCAGCAUAAUGGGACUGAGUUCCCUAACUGAACUUUCUGCAACUGAAUUUAUCCAUGUAUAGGUGAUACAGUAAGUAUAUGUGGUUGUAAAAUAUUUUGGAUUCCUGAAGAAAUACAUGCUGCAGAAGUGAGAGGCUCUACUCCCAGCUGAGUCCUUCGCCUGAUAGGUGACACAGGGCAAAGAAUUUCUCACAUCAGGACAGGGGCAACAUAUGUAUCUCCUCCAACAUGUGCUUGCAGAUAUAUUACUGACAAGACUGUAUAAACUGUGUUGGGGUUUUUUUUUUUUGCUUUGUUUUUUGUUAUAUUGCCUGAUAUAUCCUGUUGCAAGGCAGUGUUUUUAGUGAUGCUCAAAAAUGCGUAAUAAAAAUACAAUC
Molecule: messenger RNA, 2080 nt
Organism: Calypte anna (Anna's hummingbird)
Lineage: Eukaryota; Metazoa; Chordata; Aves; Apodiformes; Trochilidae
Gene: ERICH1
Product: glutamate rich 1
Exons: 6
Coding region: 98-1093 (331 amino acids)
Source: RefSeq, a predicted model, not a curated record